Molecule: messenger RNA, 2041 nt
Organism: Calliphora vicina (urban bluebottle blowfly)
Lineage: Eukaryota; Metazoa; Arthropoda; Insecta; Diptera; Calliphoridae
Product: organic cation transporter protein-like
Exons: 4
Coding region: 55-2022 (655 amino acids)
Biological process (GO): transmembrane transport
Cellular component (GO): membrane
Molecular function (GO): transmembrane transporter activity
Source: RefSeq, a predicted model, not a curated record
AUUUUGCAAACACACAAAAAAAGAACAAAUCUAAACUAAAAAAAAUCUUUAAUUAUGACUCUAAAUAAUCAGGGUCAAUCGAAGGAUACAACAAAUACAAAUACAUUUGUCAAUACGGCCUUUGUACACGAUGAAAACGGUUCGGAGACAGUGUUUCGACGUAAAAGUGGCAACUCUCAUGGAUUACAGUUAGAGGGUGAUUCCACACAAGCAACCAACAAUAAUAAUAUUAAUGUCGUUACUGCAACGGCCCCCUCCAUUGAUUUCGACGAUCUUUUGCCAAUGCUUGGCGAAUUCGGAAAAUAUCAAAAAAUCUUGUUUCUCUGCAUGAUUCCCUUCACAUUCUUUGUGGCGUUUGUAUAUUUUUCACAAAUCUUUUUAACGCUUAUACCGGAACAACAUUGGUGUACGGUGCCUGAAUUAAAUGGAUUACCAAUAGAUGAAAGACUGGCUCUUUCCAUACCUCGCAUGGUGAACGGUGACUACAACAAUUGCUUAAUGUACAAUGUCAAUUAUACCGAAAUGUUGGCGAAAGGAAUACAUGUUGCGGAUCCCUCUUGGCCAACGGUACCUUGUCGUCAUGGCUGGUCAUACAACUUUACCGAGAUUCCCUAUUCAACGGUGGCAACCGAGGAAAAUUGGGUCUGCGACAAUGCAGCUCUGCCCACAUACGCUCAAUCGAUAUUCUUUUUGGGUGCCAUUGUUGGAGGUCUGCUGUUUGGUUGGAUAGCGGAUAAAUUUGGACGUAUUCCAUCGUUAAUUGGCUGUAAUUUGGUGGGUUUUGCGGCGGGUGUGUCCACAGCAUUUGUAUCAAACUUUUGGCAAUUUGCCUUAAUGCGAUUCUUUGUGGGUUUUGCAUUUGAUAAUUGUUUUACCAUGAUGUACAUAUUAGUGCUGGAAUAUGUUGGUCCACGUUAUCGUACUUUUGUGGCAAACAUGUCAAUUGCCAUAUUCUUUACAUUGGCUGCUUGCAUUUUACCCUGGAUGGCUUACUAUUUAGCGAAUUGGAAAUUAUUAGCUUUGGCAACCUCAUUACCGUUACUAUUGGCGGUGUUUACACCCCUAGUGGUACCCGAAUCGGCAAGGUGGUUAGUAUCUCAGGGAAGAGUGGAUAAGGCUGUAUCGAUUUUAAAAAGAUUGGAAAAAAUGAAUGGAAAACACAUAACACCAGAAACUUAUCAAACUUUUAUUGAUAGUUGCAACAGAUUGAGACAAGAUGAAAACAAAAAUAACUCCUACUCCAUAUUGGAUCUUUUUAAGACUCCUCGCUUGAGAAGAACCACCAUUUUGUUGAUUAUUAUCUGGAUGGCUAUUUCGCUGGUUUUUGAUGGUCAUGUACGUAAUGUGGGUUCAUUGGGAUUGGACAUAUUCUUUACAUUUACAGUGGCCUGUUUUACCGAAUUCCCAGCCGAUACUUUACUCACUGUAACAUUAGAUAGAUUCGGCCGAAGAUGGCUUGCCUGUGGUAGCAUGGUGUUAAGUGGGGUCUUUAGCCUUUUGGCUACUAUUGCACCAGUGGGUGUAUAUUCGGCCAGUUUGGCUAUAAUGGGCAGAUUCUUUGUAAAUAUUUCCUAUAACAUAGGUUUACAAUAUGCCGCAGAAAUUUUACCCACCGUUGUUAGGGCUCAAGGUGUAGCAUUUAUUCACAUUAUGGGAUAUGUGGCCUCUAUUAUUGCACCAUUUGUGGUUUAUUUAAGUAAUAUCUCAGCUAUGUUACCACUUAUAAUAUUGGGAAUAUUGGGCAUAGCCGGAGGCUUAAUGAGUCUUUUAUUGCCUGAAACUCUGGAUCAUGAUUUGCCACAAACACUAACCGAUGGUGAAGAGUUCGGUAGGGGACAAAGUAUAUGGGAUUUCCCAUGUUUGGCCAAAAAGAUUGACGAAACUAAUGAUUUAGAGGUAAGAAGUCCACAUUUUGUUAGAUCCACCCAAAGUGGUGCUUCACUAAGAGCCUCUACCACUGCCGAAUUACGUUCCAGUAUUUUACAACGAUCUGUAAGAUCGCGCUAUUGUUCUAAGUUAUAAGUAGUUACUAAUAGAUCAC